GCACCUGCGCAGUGUGUAUUUCUGAUUUCGAAAUGCCAUUAAAGAAGAAGUGGAUGCCCAGUCGGGGACAAGGCUUGACCAGGUCUUGAGCUUCCUACCUCAUUUUUCGCCAGUCUCAUCAUGAAGACCUUUUCCGGCUUCCUAGUUGCCACAUGUUGGCUAUUCGUGGCCUUGUCCAACGGCCACACAGUCCUCUCCUACCCAGGAUGGAGAGGCAAUACCUUCAUCACGAAUGAGACAUAUCCCUUCGGGAUGCAAUGGACAUACCCGUGUGGCGGCCUCGGCGUGACGCAAAACAGAACGUACUGGCCCAUCAGCGGCGGCGCCCUCGCCGUCCAACCGGGCUGGAACUCGGGACACAAGACGGCGCUCAUGUACAUCAACCUCGGCCUCGGCGAGUCGCCGAAGAACUACUCCAUGGUCAUGGUGCCCCGGUUUCAGCUGACGGGGCCCUCGAAUCAAGAGUACGAGGGGACGUUCUGCCUGCCAAAGGUGCCGCUGCCGGCAGGUGUGACGCCCAAGGAGGGGGACUUGGCGUCGAUCCAGGUCGUGGAGGCUGCACAGCAUGGUGCGGCGUUGUUCAGUUGUGUCGAUAUCAUCUUUACGGAAGACGUGUCAAAGGUUAGCCCGGUGACGGGAGACAAUUGCUUCAACUCGACGAACCUCAAGGUCGAAGCGGCGACGCUUGAGACGAAUUCUUCGCCCAUUACCGAUCCUUCGGCUCCGGCGACGACGACUACUGCUUCUCCGAGCGUGUCUCCGACCAGUGGAGCUCCCCAGCUGGCGUCAAGCUUUAUUGUUAUCUUGAGCUUGUUGUUGUUUGUUUGAAAUGCUCCGGCAGGAGAUAAUGUUCAACGACUGGAUGUUACCAGAAACAAAAAGGAUAGCUGUCAUCUUCUGAACUUUCCUGCCACUCGUACUAGAACAGGAUGAUGUUGUAAAUUGAAGAUACCAUACGGCGGUGGAGACUUUACAGGGUGGAACACGAACUUUCACAUGCUUCUGAGUUCAUGAUAUGCAGAAGA
This is a messenger RNA of Colletotrichum phormii, 1025 nucleotides long. RefSeq lists its product as uncharacterized. The record is from RefSeq and is a predicted model, not a curated record. NCBI's taxonomy places the organism in Eukaryota, Fungi, Ascomycota, Sordariomycetes, Glomerellales, Glomerellaceae. The coding region runs from base 121 to 828 and encodes 235 amino acids. The transcript has 3 exons.